Molecule: messenger RNA, 2497 nt
Organism: Amphibalanus amphitrite
Lineage: Eukaryota; Metazoa; Arthropoda; Thecostraca; Balanomorpha; Balanidae
Product: golgin-45-like
Exons: 7
Coding region: 110-1393 (427 amino acids)
Biological process (GO): Golgi to plasma membrane protein transport; Golgi organization
Cellular component (GO): Golgi membrane
Source: RefSeq, a predicted model, not a curated record
GUUCUAUAGCCUUGGUUACCCUCAGUUACCCUGUCUCACGUCAGAAUAUUUGCAGAGUGAAUAGAAAGGGCGCAGGGUGUAUAAAUAAGAAAGGUGGUACAAAGAGGAAAUGGCAGCAGCACUGAGUCCGCCAAGAACAAGUGGCGAUGGCAUGGAGUCUGCGGUCAGCAACCGACCUGCUGACUGCCCACUGUUGGAGCCAGUGGAGCAGCAGAUGCUGAAGAUAAUUACAGACCAGCGAUUGCAGGGAGCAUCUCUGUCUGACAUUCUAGGAGAUCUGGAGCUGGCCUCUGGUGUGGAUCAACCAAUCUUCAGACUGGCACCAGCCAUUGAGCAAAGGUCUGCUGCACAUCACCCAGCCUCAAGAACCACUGCUGUACCGGCGAUUCCCACCAGUCCCAGCGGCGGAGCGCGGGAGGCGCGUUUCGUCCCGUACGAGCCGUACCCGGGCUGCACCUCUCCUCUAACCGCCGGCGCUGCUGAGGCCGCGUCUCGCCCGGUCGAGUCGGGUCCCCGUCGAGUAAGCGGCGAGAGCGACGGGUCGGCGCCGUCGGCCGCGGCCGUGGCGGCGGCGGCGGCGAGCGCUGCCCCAGCCGCGCCGGAGGAGGAGGAUGUUCGCAUCACGAAACUACGGAGGGAGAAGGAUGAGCUGCAGCGCGAGCUGAACGUCGCCAUGGAGGUGACGGCCGAGCUCAAGAAGCUGCUGGUCGCCUCGAUCGGCGAAGACAUCGAGUCGCGGCUACACCUACUCACAGAGGACAAGGCCCACCUGGCGCAGCUGGUGCGCACGUUUUCCGCCCAGGCCGCCCAGGAGGGCGAGGGACGUGACCAGCUCUCCAUACAGUGCGAUGUCUGGAGGUCCAAGUUUAUGGCCUGCAGUCUAAUGGUGGACGAGCUGGCCGGCUGGAAGGCAGUACUCGGUCGCCGCUGCCGUGAGUCGGAGGCGGCUCUGAAGGCGCUGCUGGAGGAGAGACGUCAGAUCGCUGACCAGCUGCGCGCCUCCGCCAGGUCUCUGACCGCUGUGCGGGACGCGUUCGACCCCCUGUCGGCCCAGUCAGGCCUGGGCUCACCAGACGGAGACGCCGUACAGCUGGCUGAGCGAGUGACCCAGCUGAGUGGAGCGCUGCACGAGCGGCUGCUGGGCCGGCCGCCGGCGCCCGCCCCGGCCCCCGGUCAGGGACAGACUGAGGAGUCGGCACAGACGCACGUACAGACACCCGCUGAGGAGGCGGCUGAGAAGCUGCUAUCGACGUCGGCGUGUUACCAGUACCAGGCGCAGCGGGACUCCUGCCGGGACCGCGGCAUGGCCGACCGGUUCCACCCGCAGGCGCGCCUCGAGCACCUCACCAUGACGUGCUGCACCCACUGCAGCGGCGACAUCUAUGUGGUGUGAUGAGAACCAGCGGUUGGCCGCGCCGCCGCUAACUGGCGCUGUGAGCACGACUCGCACCGGCCGAAAAAAAAGGCGAGUCUCUUGAACUGUGCGUCGUGUCCAGACGAAGUGAGAAUCGCUGGUUCUGUGGAUGUGCCUAUUUGUUGCAGCUAAGAAAUCGUGCACACGUUUGGUAGGGGUUACACCUCUCCCUUUGCUGGGUAUAGAUCAUUUCACUUUUCAGACAUUCUAGAAUGAUUUCGUGAUGCAUUCGUGGAAAUAGCCGUCAAGUUCGCCGUUCCGUGCUUCUAUCCUCAGGAUACUGAAAUCCUUCUCCUCCACGCCGCAACCUCUCUCCGGGCUGGACAGGCAACUUUAUCUCAUGCGGGCUGCUCCCUUGGAGCGGCACCGCUGCUCCCGAGGGAGCGCACCCCGUAGCCGGGUGCAGUGAGUGCCUUGGGACUGGGUGGCCUGUCCUCUGGACGGGCUCAGCCCCGGCGACUCACUAGGAUGCCUGCCCAGACCAAUGUCUCCCCCUAUAUCCUAUCAUCCUCCCGGUCCUGAAAUGGUCUCAUUGGACCGAAAGGGCCUAACCCAACAAAACAAACAAGCCGUCAAGUUAUGCGUAUGCUAUUUUGGUUACAGGUAGAAUUGUUACAAAAAAAGCAAAAAAAAACUGUGUUGGAUCACUAAGAGAAGUGGCGAUCUGGAUUAUGAAAGUAAUGUUUGGUCCCAGACCCUGGAGGUCUGCUAUGCAAGGUUUUGUACUGUCAUGGGUUAGAUUGGGUACGUAGCACUUAGCAGAGGUUUUGUACUGUCAUGGGUUAGAUUGGGUACGUAGCAGCGGUACUUGUUAUAGACACUGGGUCCGGAGUUGGGUUAUAGACUUGAAACAGGGCUAGGUGUUAUUACAUCUGUAUAUUUUUAUGGGAUGCGAGCAUUUGCUGUCCUUAAUUCUUAUGCGUAUGUAGACAUAUGUAUGAUACGUUAGGAACUCAGGCAAUAUUUAUAUAUUAGUUCCUGAAUUACUUAACCGUAGUUACCAUGCAACUUUGAAAGUGCUCAGUUCUGAUGGGUAAAACAACAAAAAGUUUUCGUUUUCCACAGGGUGCACUUAGGCUACGG